GAACGGCCUGUACAAUGGCAUCCCGGGGAAAGCAAUCAGCUUUGGAUAUGUGCUGGAUCCACAUGGGCAUGUUCAAUUCACGGAUUCUGCGCCCUACUACGGCACCGCAUGCUUCAUGACCGGAACGGCCAUGGGAUUGAGGGGAGCGUGGAACCUGCCCAGAGACAGAUUCGUGAGCUUGUUUUGGGCCUGCUUCUGCAUGUGCCUCGGAGCCUGGAUACUGGGCCUGGCAAUUUGGAUUCCAAUGCUUCUCGAUGGCGUUGCCAGCUAUCAGAGCUUUGAUAAUCCUGACGAGAUGUAUUCCCAGAAGACCUUCGCAUGGUCCUCCAAUCAUCUCUUCCAGAUUUUCGGGGCCUGCACCCUGUCG
Molecule: messenger RNA, 367 nt
Organism: Symbiodinium sp. CCMP2456
Lineage: Eukaryota; Dinophyceae; Suessiales; Symbiodiniaceae
Source: the annotation of a GenBank genome assembly